AUGUAUCAAGAUGAUGAUGAAGAAAAUUUUGUUCCUAAGAUAGAUUUCAGUGAUCUUCACAUAUAUCAGAAAAGAAUUCCUCACACAGCCCGUGAAAGAGAAGCUAUGAAACACAUGGGAGAUUCGAAAAGAACAGAAGAAGAAAUAGAGCAUGAUUUAAAACUAGAAAGCUUAUGUAGGAGAUAUGUUCCUCCAAAAGAGGACAUUCAACAUUUCUUUUUAACGAGAACAGCGAUUACAGAAAAACAAAAUGCCACAAUGAACGAAUCUGUUGACACAUAUAUCGAUCAGUUAAAGAAAACAUUACCUCCUCUUCAGCAAAGAAUUUCACCGAGAUUUAUGGAAAUGAAUGAAUUACCAUUAGGUUUUACAACAAAUGCUAAGAGUUGUAAGAAGAGUAUUGCGCGUGUUUUCGAUAGAUCUGGAUAUUACGAUUCAAAACAGAAAAAAUUGAGUGCAAAUUUGCCUGAUAUUUAUAUAACACAGCAAUUCAAAGAAUUUGUUUUGCGUGGUGAUGAAAGAGUGCCACAAGUAUUACUAGAAUCGAAAAUCUCGCUCCCACCUGGAGUUGGAAAAUCUCCUCGACAUAGAAGGAAACAGAAGAGAGGAAUUCCUUCUGGUGUUCCAAUGUAA
Molecule: messenger RNA, 633 nt
Organism: Trichomonas vaginalis G3
Lineage: Eukaryota; Parabasalia; Trichomonadida; Trichomonadidae
Exons: 1
Coding region: 1-633 (210 amino acids)
Source: RefSeq, a predicted model, not a curated record